Messenger RNA from Porites lobata, 915 nucleotides. Lineage: Eukaryota; Metazoa; Cnidaria; Anthozoa; Scleractinia; Poritidae. The record is from the annotation of a GenBank genome assembly.
AUGGGUUACCCAGCAAAAAGCAACUAUUCGUCCGUAAGUGAUACAGAGAGGAAGAUAAAGCUGGUAUUUUUUGUGUUCACAUUCCUCCUCGGAGUUACAGGAAACUCGCUCGUUAUUGCUAUUCUACGGAAGAAGAAACGAAAGUCUGUCAACGACAUUCUAAUCUUUAACUUGUCAACAUCCGACUUGACGUUAAUGCUGCUUUCAUUGCCUGCUAACGUUUUCCUGCUCGGUGGAAUAGACUUUCCGAUUUUUUUCUGCAAGUUUAUUUCUCCUCUUAUGACGGCCACCUUUAACGUCAGCAUAUUCACUCUGACUUUUAUGGCGGUAUACCGCUGGCGUGUCAUCAUAAACUCCCUUCAACCGGAAAUGCGUCACAGAUUCGUCGUCAUAUGGAUUGCUGCAAUUUGGUUUGUUGCAGUACUUCUUCUACUUCCGCUGGUGGUCGUCGCCGAAACGAACAAGAUCGGUAGCUGCACGGAGAAUUGGGGACCAGACCAAAGUCGCGCUUACACUGUUAUCCUGUUCAUACUGCAGUACGUACUUCCGCUGCUAACUAUCGCUGGCGCGUAUGUAUUGAUUGCAAUCGAGAUAGGAAAAGCCGAAAAGCGGCAUAUUUCAAAUGCACAGGAUCGUGCAGCUUUGGAAUUAAGGAGGAAAGAAGACAUACAGAUUAUCAAGAUGAUGGGAAUGAUCGUCAUAUUAUUUGCAGUGUGCAUGUUGCCAAUUCAGGUCGCGUGGUUGAUAUCGGACUUCGGACCUGACGAAUAUAAGAAAGUAGCCAGUGUGAUGCUGAGGAUGGCUGAUAUUGCAGCCUAUUUACACGCAUGCGUGAAUCCCAUCAUUUACGGAACUAUAACGAGAUAUUUCCGUCGUGAAUACAUUAAGUACAUUAGAUCUAUUUUUUUCUGCUAA